CUCUGCGCUGCUGCUGCUGCUGUUGCUGCUGCUGCAGGCGAUGGCGAUCGCGAUGGGCACCAUCUCGUGGGUAGAGAAAGCGGAGGGGGAGACGGUGGUGCUGGGCUGCACCUGGAAGGUCGAUCCGACGGCCACUGAGCAGCUGGACGUGGAGUGGUUCCUGCAGACGCCCACUACCAACAUCUACUUGGCCACGUUCGUCGGGGACGAGGAGCACGUCUACCCGGACUUCGCGUCCCGCGUGCGCUUCGUGCGCAACGUGACGCAGCGGGACGCGUCGCUGCAGAUCGCCGCGCUGCAGGGGAACGACGGGGGAGUCUACACGUGCAGAGUGAAGUUUGGCGCUUUCAUCCAGCAGGUGCCCAUCAGGCUCGUCGUGCUGGCUGGUGCAGUGAAGGCGAGCCAGCCCAGCUGCGUGGUGAACGGUUCGGUGCUGCAGGGCAAGGAGCUGUCUCUGCGGUGCCUGUCCACAGAAGGGACGUCGCCCAUCAGCUACGAGUGGAAGAAGGCUGGCGGAGAGGAACCAUUACCCUCCGUGCUGGCAAGCCGUAACGCCAGGCGCCGUGACGGGCGCCGUGACGGGCGCCGUGCCGGGCGUGUCUCUCGUCGUCACCGUAAUCGGCUUCUUCGUCUGGUGCCGGCUGCGCAAGCCGGUGUGCAACCGAGACUAUCGCAACGACAGCUGCAGGAUGGACGACUGCCCCCCCGUGUCGAUGAGCCGCCCGCAACCCACGUCCGCGGCCCACGACCCGCCCAGCACGGUCGACACGCUCCAGAAAAUGGCACCACGUUCCGUGCUGUAGUAGACUUGUUCAGCCUCCUGACGGUGUAG
Lethenteron reissneri (Far Eastern brook lamprey) is the source of this 832-nucleotide messenger RNA. RefSeq names its product coxsackievirus and adenovirus receptor-like. The record is from RefSeq and is a predicted model, not a curated record. Lineage: Eukaryota; Metazoa; Chordata; Hyperoartia; Petromyzontiformes; Petromyzontidae.